This is a messenger RNA of Phyllostomus discolor (pale spear-nosed bat), 650 nucleotides long. RefSeq names its product WAP four-disulfide core domain 11 (gene WFDC11). The annotation marks the transcript as partial. Lineage: Eukaryota; Metazoa; Chordata; Mammalia; Chiroptera; Phyllostomidae. The record is from RefSeq and is a predicted model, not a curated record. The transcript has 2 exons.
CAACACAUAUUCAGACCCGUGGUCAGCAUCAUGAAGCUGUGGACACCUCUACUCAUGACAUUCCUGUGUGUGGCGCUGCUGUCCGUGCUGGCAGAAAUUAAGGACAGACCGCGCAUAGGUGACAAGACUGGCCUCAUUGAGGAGUGCUGGGGACAUCCAAACAUCAUUGAUUGUACCAGGAAGUGUUCCAAGUUGUUUAAAUGUGCAAGGGUCAAUCACACGUGCUGUUGGACCUACUGUGGGAACAUCUGUUGGAAAACUGUGGUGAGUUGGGGGACGCGUGCUGGGCCGUGUCAUCACGGAUUCUCACCCUCUCCUCAGCUGCUGUUAUUCCUAAAUUGAGGACUGGUGUACCCCAAAUCCUAGGCCCCAAAAUAGCAGAAGACAAUAUCCCCUAAACCUGAAAAGCAAUUCACUGGCAAAUAAACCAAGACAUCAGGUUGGGACACAUUGCUUCUAGUAAUUAUAUAAUUAACGCCUGUACUGCCCUCAUUAGAUUACUCCGCAGUUUGCCCUUUUCCUAAUUUUCAUCCAGAUUUCUAACCAUUGACUCCAUGAGCCCUUUUGGCUCAGCCAGGCCCCAAAUUUCCACUUUUCUGUGUUCUACCAACCAAUACGACACCUGUUACCCAUUCAGAAGUGGGCAAUUU